Messenger RNA from Drosophila subpulchrella, 1538 nucleotides. RefSeq names its product sperm-associated antigen 1 (gene Spag1). Gene Ontology annotation, cellular component: cytosol; mitochondrion. Bases 75 to 1436 code for a protein of 453 amino acids. The record is from RefSeq and is a predicted model, not a curated record. Lineage: Eukaryota; Metazoa; Arthropoda; Insecta; Diptera; Drosophilidae. The transcript has 5 exons. Gene Ontology annotation, molecular function: heat shock protein binding.
UCGAUAUACACAAGAAAAAUUAGAAAACCUCAAGCAGUUGUUAUAUAUUUAUUUCAUAGAGCAAAGCCGAAAUAAUGGAAAACGACAAUAAGAAAUCUUUAUUGGAGAAAUAUAAUAUACCCUUGCACCAUUUGGACUUUGCCUACGUGGAAAAGUGUACAAAUGGUCGGGAAAUGGAGAAGAUUGUGCAAAUCCUGCGGUCGGGCCAAGAAGGAUUUUACCCUGAUUUGUUGCGAUGUUCGGAGGAGAAGCUUAAAGAACUGAAACCAGAUAGUAGAUUAUUUCGCUACGAGGAACAGAUUAAGCACAGUAAUGUCUUGGACAAAAAUGAACUCAAACCCAUCCUGGAUUGGACUGAGGCUGUUAAAUCGAAGGACAGUGCUUUAAACGAGCUGAAGAAAUCUAAACAGAAGUUGGAUCUUCCCUCGGUACGCAAACUUUCCAAAAUCGAUUUGGAAAAACAGAAAACUGAGACCUCAAAGCCUGCGGCAAAGGCACCCUCGUCGACCAAGGCUACGAUCAAAGAUAAUAGGAUUAAAUCAACGGAUUACCGUAAAUGGGAUAAGUACGAUCCCGAUGAGGAAAUCCUGCGCAUGGAUCUGGAUGAGGAACGCAGCAAGGAGCUGGCCGAGCAGAUGGUUUCUAGUCACCGGAAAUUGGAUACCGAGGAUGAGUUGAAAAACGAAAAGGCCUCCCUGUAUGAACGUCUUCAAACACAGUUGAAGAACCUAAGCCAACUGGAGAGGGAACAAUUCGCAGAGAGACACCGUCUAAAAGGAAAUGAGUGCUUCAAAGCCAAGGAAUUUGAUAAUGCCAUUGAAGAAUACAACUGUGCAAUUCUUUAUGAUCCUGAAAACGCAGUACAUGCUUAUAACAAUCGCGCUGUAUCACAUAUCAAAUUAAAGAAGUACUUUUCAGCCAUAUCUGAUUGUCAGGCUUGUUUGCAGCUGGACCCAAAAAAUGUCAAGGCCCAUCUUCGCCUGGCAGAUGCUCUUGAUGCCAAUGGAAAACAACUUGAGUCCCUGUCAGUGUACAAAAAAAUACUAGAACUGGAGCCAGAUAAUGUGACUGCCAAGAAGUCCGUGGAGAAGCUAACUUCUCUGCUGGGCGAGGUGGCUCCUGCCAGUGCCACACGUUUGAUGAUUGAGGAGCUAGAUCCGCCCAAACUGAAGACUUCCGAGUCCAAGAAACAGCUGGCUAAAACUGCAAGUGCUCCAGCCCCUAAGGAUUACGAUCUAGCCGAGUUAAUUAAACCAAAUCGCAUGGUUAAAAGCAAACUAGUUUCAGCCGCCGAGGCCUUGGGCAAUAAGUUCCAGGCUCCCAAGGGCGGAGCUCCCGAGAAGCCCCCACUUCCGCCAACCCCACAAGAGUCAAUUUUGCGUUUGCCCCAGGACAACAUCAACACUAACAAUAAGCUGCUAAUCCAGGAGAUUUAAAGGUCAUCCCUGGUUAGCUGGAAUAGCACAAGGUAAAUGCAGCCAGGGCUUUAUUAUGACUGUAAAUGUGUGUAUAAGUACAAAUAAAUGAUGGCAGAGUCA